AUGGCAAGUUGGGAUAAGAAACUUCUUAAAGCUGCAAGGGAUGGAAAUAUAAAAGAGGUAGAAUCAUGUGUAAAGAACAGAGCUAAUUUGGAAUGUAGCGAUGAAUUUUUGGGAAGGACACCAUUAAUGUUUGCCGCUGAGGGAGGACACCUGGAGGUGGUGACCUACCUUGUCAGUCACGGCAGUCAGUUAGAGGCCACAACAAGGUAUGGAAGUACACCAUUAAUGUCGGCCGCUGGGGGAGGACACCUGGAGGUAGUGAAGUACCUCGCCAGUCACGGCAGUCAGUUAGAGGCCACAUCCGAGUAUGGACGAACAGCUUUACAUUAUGCUGCUCAGAAUGGACAGAUUGAUGUAACAAAAUGGUUAAUAGAUCAAGGAUGCAGUCCUUGGGUGAAAUCAUUGGAGGGUCAGACUCCUUAUGAUAUAGUAACAAUGGAGUGGUAUGACUCUUCUGAAGAUAAAAGGAAGAAGAAACAUGAGAAAGAAGUGAUGGACUUCCUUAAGACUGUCAUGUUAAAGACUCCAGAAGAAUACACUAUGUUAAAUCGUUUAACGGGUAAAGGAACUUACGAAUCGUAUGACAUGCGCUGUAUGGUUACUGGCCAGUUCGCCGUCGGAAAGUCUACUCUGGUGAAGCUAUUAGUGGGGGACAUCAUUCCCGAAGGAAGACAUCCUACAGAUGGUAUCUCUCUUCUUGAAGGUCGAUGUGGCCUUGAAGUCCAGACAAGAGAAUGGAUUCUUAUAAAUCCAGAAACUUAUAAUGCCAUGGAUGUGGUAUACAAUAAGGUUUUAAUGACUUCAACAGAAGAAAAGGAUCCUCAUCCAAUAGAAAAGUUGGACAAACAUCAAACAUCAGAUAUUAGUCCUUCUAGAAGUAAAGAUGAUGACAUGGAUAAUACAGGUGUUCUACAGCAGUCACAAGCUAUUGCAUUGCCUCUCCCAUUAAACACAUUAGUUAAUCUCACCAACCAAUCUCCAGCAGCCCUUAAUUUGUCACCUCAGGCGUCCUCUAUUGUGCCUCUAUCACGACAUCAGCUGAAACAGAAAAUGAAAGCAAAGAUGACUAAAGAUGAAAUCAGAAGAAAAAUGGAAAUAGUUCUAAAGAGUGGAAAAUACAAGAUGAAAGUGGGACGACUUAUUUUCUGGGACUUUGGUGGACAGUACGUAUAUUAUACUACACACCAGACCUUCAUGACCUACAGAGCUUUGUUUCUGGUUGUAUUUGAUGGAAGUAAAGGAUUACAUGAACAGGUUCCAGAUGUCUUGUGUUUUCCAGGGCAGCAUAUGACUCCAACCCCAGCAGUAUUCUUACAACACUGGGUCAACUGUAUCCUUACCUAUUGUAAGGCAGUCUAUACAGGCAUUCCAAAGAUUUUGUUUGUUGCUACUCAUAAAGACAAAGUACCAAAGGAAGAUAUUGAAACACGGCGUGCCGAGUUAUAUAGAGGAGUAGAAGAGUUAUUUAAAGACCAUGAAGGACGACGACAUCUGGUCAUCGACAACCAAAUAUUUGUCAAUGCAACAGACAACACAGAUCCAGAGAUCAAUGUUCUAAAGAAAGCAAUCACAGAUCUAACCUUUCAACAUCCAUGUUGGGGAGAGUCAAUGCCCAAUGCCUCUGUUCCCCUUGAACUUGAGAUUGCUAACCUGGUAGCAAAAGGGACACAAAUAUUGUCAUUGAAAGAAGUUGAAGAAUUAAAUUCCAUCAGCAAGGUGUCCGUCUUGUCAAACGAAGAGCUGAGAAAAUUUCUAAAAUUUCACCACUCACUGGGGAAAUUAGUCUAUUUCGAUACCCCACAGUUGAAAGGUUAUGUGAUCAUCAGUCCGCUCCUUCUGGUCGAAGUGAUGAGAUCCUUUGUUACAGGUAUUAUAUGA
Messenger RNA from Mytilus trossulus (common blue mussel), 1878 nucleotides. RefSeq lists its product as uncharacterized. Gene Ontology annotation, molecular function: ubiquitin-protein transferase activity; protein binding. Gene Ontology annotation, cellular component: BRCA1-BARD1 complex; BRCA1-A complex. The record is from RefSeq and is a predicted model, not a curated record. NCBI's taxonomy places the organism in Eukaryota, Metazoa, Mollusca, Bivalvia, Mytilida, Mytilidae. Gene Ontology annotation, biological process: protein K6-linked ubiquitination. The coding region runs from base 1 to 1878 and encodes 625 amino acids. The transcript is spliced from 11 exons.